GCGCACCCAGUGGAAGACGUUGAAAACAAAACAUCGAAAAUGGCGAUAUUGUCGAAGCUGUGUGCACCUCGUAUGGAAGUGAUUUUCAUAGGGUUUCCAGGUGAAGGUGUGUAGUUUAUCGUAGAAGUGAAAGUGUGUAUAAAAUAAACCCAUUUUGCAAAAUUCUAUAAAAUGUGUUCAAAUUUGGAGGGUAUAAACCAUAAUUUAACAGCGGUUGGUGCGCUUCAUCAAGAUGACGUAGAUGAACGUAUUGCUGCGCACGCAGCCACCAAUAACGACGCGACGACGAACAAAGACGAUGAGAUCCCUCCAAAGAAAAGAAAAACACGAAGAGGACGAAAUAAAAGGCGGCAUCCCUAUUUGAAUACAAACAUGAAUAGGAAAUCCUGGAAUGCAACUAAGCCAGAUGCCCCCCAUAAUAGCAAUCAGUUUCUCAUUGAAGAUCAAGGUACUACUAAAGAAAUCGACGAUUGCCUAAAAAAUGAUAAAAUGGCUAGAACUCGCGAUUCUAGUUUCAGUAUGGAUUCCGACGGCGAAUUCUAUUCCUCACCCGAUGGCGAAGAGGCGUUUUUAAGAAAGGAUUUCGACGACACGUACGAGAAGUUUCGCACGGAACGUUUCAACGCGAUGACAAAAGGCGAUAUAAUCGAGGAGUUUUUACAGCUCGAACAAAAGUUCGAAACCGUGCUUCAAUCAAAUAAGAACGGCGAAAGUGAAGAGGACAAACAUCUGCAGAAAGAAGUCGAUAGAUUACUGCUCGAGAACGAAACUUUAAAACGCGAAAUUUCCGAUUUACGCAACCAAAUUUUAAUUUCGAACUCGUCCGUCGAUUCCGAAUCGGAUUCCAGUGAAAGUUGCAGUACGAGUUCGAGUAGUGCGAACGAUACUGUGAAAGAAGUUAUUCAAUCAGAUGAUGGUGUGAACGAUUAUUCACAAAUGAACGGACAUUCUCCCAGUUAUUUACAAACCGUGUAAGCUGUACAUGUUAAUCGUUAACGGCCCUUUGUACAGAACUGUUUGAUUAUUUUUGUGUAAUUUUUCGAGGUGGUUAACUGUUGUUUUGUAAUUACAACAUCGAUACUUUCCACGUAAUUUACUAUUGUUGAUUUGUUAUUCUUUUGCUUCUCAUAUUUCAUUUGCACCUACCGUUUUCAUUGUGUGUCAUUGAAAAUCUAAUAUCUUUGAAGCAACUUAUACGGGAGCGAUCCACUGUGCAUCCCAUGUAACCAGUUCGACAAUAUUUUUUCCAAUGAUACAAGUGACACUGCCAAAUUUAUUUGCAUAAUUGAGGAAGGCAAUCGCUGAACAAAUAGGAAAGUGUUCCUUAUUUUUUCUGUCAUAGCACCUCCUUAAUUCCAUUUUAGAAAUUAUUGUCGAACUAGCCCAAUUAAAAUAGUCCGAAAUUUUGAGAAUUCUGUUACAAUAGCAACUCUAAAACCUGGUUACUAUCCUCUAUUGGUCAUACCAAAGAUAUUACAUUUUUGAAGUGAAUGUACCUAAAUUUUGGGAAGCCUUCUGAUAGUUUUUGAACUUUAGUAUGUAAGUAAAAUGAGUACAAUUUGGAUAAUAAUAUUCCAUAAGACAAAGCAAAUUCGUGUUAACGUUGUAGAAAGUAUUCAAUUUGUAAAUUAAAUAGAAACACGCAUCUGCUUUGUUAGAUAUUUAUUAUGUUAUAAUUUGGUAAAUUUAAAUUAUUCAUUAAAAAUUUAAGCGACGUUGUAUCUAUGUUUUUAAUAAUAAUGUUUUAUUUAAA
Photinus pyralis (common eastern firefly) is the source of this 1753-nucleotide messenger RNA. RefSeq names its product protein HEXIM1-like. Gene Ontology annotation, molecular function: 7SK snRNA binding; cyclin-dependent protein serine/threonine kinase inhibitor activity. Gene Ontology annotation, biological process: negative regulation of transcription by RNA polymerase II; negative regulation of cyclin-dependent protein serine/threonine kinase activity. Bases 172 to 975 code for a protein of 267 amino acids. The transcript has 2 exons. Lineage: Eukaryota; Metazoa; Arthropoda; Insecta; Coleoptera; Lampyridae. Gene Ontology annotation, cellular component: nucleus; cytoplasm; nucleoplasm. The record is from RefSeq and is a predicted model, not a curated record.